Micropterus salmoides (largemouth bass) is the source of this 4306-nucleotide messenger RNA. RefSeq names its product exocyst complex component 5 (gene exoc5). NCBI's taxonomy places the organism in Eukaryota, Metazoa, Chordata, Actinopteri, Centrarchiformes, Centrarchidae. Gene Ontology annotation, biological process: exocytosis; Golgi to plasma membrane transport. The record is from RefSeq and is a predicted model, not a curated record. Gene Ontology annotation, cellular component: exocyst; cytoplasm. Bases 1522 to 3249 code for a protein of 575 amino acids. The transcript has 18 exons.
UACAGGAAGCUGGAUUGCUAACCAGCUAGCUGUCAACAAAGGGCAAAACUGCACGAAAUCCAUGUGGAAGUCGGCGGUAUUACCGAGUCUGAACCCCUUCCUCUAAAGUGCGUUUCACUCCGCCGCCAGCUGAUUGUUGAACAUGGCGACAACUGCUCAGCUGUUCGAGGAGCCCUUUGAUGCAGAUGAGUACAUUGAAAGGUUGGCAUGGAGGACACCCGGAGGAGGCUCCAAAGGAGGAGCUGAGGCAUUUGACCCCAAACGGUGCAGUAGGCUCUUGUCAUUUCACAUUUACUGUACACAUCUUCUUUCCUUUCUGAACAUGAGGCAGUAACUCAGUAGAAUAUCACACUCCAGGUUUUAACUUUGAUUUUGGGGACAAUAUCGUUGCCAAUGUGUCACCGGGUUCCUAAAUAUAUCUAGUUGCUGUCUCAUUCAUUUAAAAACAACGCACCAGUGUAGCCCUAUUGGGAGUAUGUUUCCACUAUUACAAAUAAUACAGCUUCAGAAAUAAAGAAACUCCACUCUGCUGACAUGUACCACAGCUGAUCAUCUCUAUAUGAUCAUAGAUGCACUCUCUUGGUAUGACUUAAUACUGUCCUCCUGGCCAAUUCUGUGAUGUAAUUUAUGCCUCAUCCUUUCAUAUUUUCACUUUAAGAUAUUUUUCCUCUGUCAGGUCAAGUCUUAAAUAAUCUGUCUGGCAAUACACCAGACAAUACCUCUAUUUUCUCUGUUUUAAUCUCCAUUCACAUUAUAUUAUGCUUGUUCUCAUUUCUAAGGGGUUAAGAGCAAACUGUUGGUUUCAGAUUUCCAAAAGUAAUACUUGAAUAUAAUUAGAUGUGUUUUUAAGUUGAAAGUAUUUUAAUAUAAAUUAGGAUUUCUUUAUUUACAGCUGUCAGUAUCAACUUUAAGUACUCAGAGUGAAACAGAGUUAGUCCUCCUGCACUUACUAAACCUCAUCUUGGUGUCUUCUAUGCUAAUGUAGUGCUUUUUUGAUGGUUGGUUCAGAGAAAAACGGGACACAUCUAUACUUAAGAUUUUUGUCCAUGGCAUUUUCACUGCUUGUUGUUAUGUUUACACUCGGGGACCAAGUUCUUUCUCGUAAGCAAAAAUGCCAUAACAGUUUAACUGUACUGUGGAUCCAUCCUGCCUUAUCUACUUCCUCCACAAAACUGUUGCCACCACCUCCUUGGAAGCUCUUAGCGAGGAGUCAGAGACAACAUAUCUGUGGAGGCCACCAUACUGCUGUUGGAAGAAUUUGAGAACCACAUAGAAGAGCUGAAGCAAUUGGAUGAGAAGAUCCAGCGGCGGGUGGAGAAGCUUGAGCAUCAGUGUCAUCGUGAGGCCAAGGAAUUUGCCCACAAAGUACAAGACUUGCAGAGAAGCAACCAGGUGGCCUUUCAGCAUUUCCAGGAGCUCGAUGAGCACAUCAGCUAUGUGGCAACCAAGGUUUGUCACCUUGGCGACCAACUGGAGGGGGUGAACACGCCUCGGCAGAGGGCCGUGGAAGCUCAGCGUCUAAUGACUUACUUCAAUGAGUUCUUGGAUGGAGACCUACGCAGUGAUGUCUUCAACAACCCAGAGAAGAUUAAGGAGGCUGCUGAUAUAAUUCAGAAGCUGCAUCUCAUUGCCCAGGAGCUGCCAUUCGACAGAUUUGCAGAUGUCAAGGCAAAAAUUGCAAGUAAGUACCAUGACCUGGAGCGGCAGUUAAUCCAGGAGUUCACUGCUGCCCAGCGCAGGGGUGAGAUUGGACGUAUGCGGGAGGUGGCAGCGGUUCUAUUACAUUUCAAGGGCUAUGCACACUGUGUGGACGUCUACAUCAAGCAGUGUCAGGAAGGGGCCUACCUGAGAAAUGAUGUGUUUGAGGACACUGCCGUCCUCUGCCAGAGGGUCAACAAGCAGGUGGGGGAGGUCUUCAGCAGCCCAGAGACUGUUAUGGCCAAACUCAUCCAGAACAUCUUUGAAAACAAAUUACAGGCCCACGUUAAGGAAAAACUUGACGAGACUCGACACUCUGAUGUAGAACAGUACCUCAAGAACCUCUAUGACCUUUACACCAGGACCACAGCAUUGGCCACCAAGCUGACAGAGUUCAACCUGGGCUCAGACAAGCACACGUUCCUGUCCAAGCUGAUAAAGAGCAUCUUCUCCUCAUACCUGGAAAGCUACAUUGACAUGGAGAGGGAAUAUAUUCGUACUCGAGGUGCCAUGAUUCUGCAGCGCUACUAUGACUCCAAGAAUCACCAGAAACGCCCAGUUGGCACUGGCAGUAUCCAAGAACUGAAGGAGCGGAUCAGACAGCGCACCAACCUCUCCCUUGGCCCCAUCAUUGACACCCAUGGGGAGACCUUUCUGUCCCCAGAGCUAGUGGUGAACUUGCUGCAGGAGACCCGUCAUGCCUUUGAGAGAUGCCACAGGCUUUCAGAUCCUUCGGACCUGCCCAAGAACGCGUUCUCCAUCUUCUUGCUGCUGGUUGAACAUCUCUGUGUGGAACACAUCGACUACGCCCUAGAGAUUGGCCUCUCAGCAAUUCCCUCAUCAGAUGCCAAGAAUGCCAACCUGUACUUCCUGGAUGUAGUUCAACAGGCAAACUCUAUCUUCCACUUGUUUGACAAGCAGUUUAAUGACCAGCUCAUGCCUCUAAUAAGCUCAUCUCCAAAGUUGGCCGAGUGUCUGCACAAGAAGAAAGAGGUGAUUGAACAGAUGGAAGUGAAACUGGACACAGGAAUCGACAGAACAAUAAACUGCAUGGUGGGGCAAAUGAAGCACAUCUUAGCAACCGAGCAGAAGAAGACUGAUUUCAGGCCUGAGGACGAGAACAACGUCAUGAUCCAGUACACCACAGCCUGCUCCAAAGUAUGUGCCUACGUCAGUCGGCAGGUGGAGCACGUGCGGAAGUCCAUGGAUGGGAAAAAUGUGGACACAGUGCUGACGGAGUUGGGCGUUCGUUUCCAUCGGCUCAUCCAUGAGCACCUACAGCAGUACAGCUAUAGCUCAAUGGGAGGCAUGCUGGCCAUCUGCGACGUGGCUGAAUACCGACGGUGCGCCAAGGACUUCAGGGUCCCUCUGGUUCUGCAGCUCUUCGACACACUCCACGCCCUCUGUAACCUCCUGGUCGUUGCCCCUGACAACCUAAAGCAGGUCUGCUCAGGCGAGCAGCUCACCAAUCUGGAGCGAAACCUCCUGCACGCCUUCGUCCAGCUCAGAGUGGACUACCGUUCAGCCAGACUGGGCCGACACUUUAGUUAAUGACUGAUUCAACACCUCGACGCCCACUGUCCAGUAACCCAUGCGUUGAUGAGAUGAUGCACCUUGGAGAUAUCCAUCCCUGCUUCAGAGAGUGCUUCGGCCUGGCCCCAGUGUACAGACUUUACUGGGAUUGCUUUGUGCCACUGCUCCCUGAAUGUGGGAAACGUGCAUUUUACCUUUAUUUUAUUUUUUUUUCAUUGUUUAUUUCUCUGAGCUAAAGAAAUUUAAAUGUCUAUUGACUUAUGAUUUCAUUUGUUUUUAAAUACUAAUCCACCUCCAAACCACGUCACUAAAAUGUCUGAUAUAAGUAAAUGGACAACAUGGAUUUCUGUGCUUAUGUGAAUAAGAAACUUUUUUUUGAUUGUGCCAAAUAUAUAAGUCCUGCGGCUGCACUUGUGCAUGGGAAUAGACCCAGAGCUGCUAUAAAGGGAGACGUCUACAAUCACGCUGUAAAGUCAGACAUCAGGCCUGCAGUAGCACUGUGUGUUUGGAACAGCUACCCUUUGUAAUGAACUGUAGGGGAGCCGUCAGAGGCAGCCCCAACCAAGCAUGAGAUAGAGCUCUGUCUGGCAAAGAGAGACACAUGACCACCUCUCUAACCUUUACCCUCCGAUCACAAAGUAGAGGUCGAGAGGCCUUUGUAGAGAAGUGUGAUCUGAACUAUAAACAGGUCUGAGAACCUCUCUGGAGGUUUGGGUGGUCCCUUGUGCACAGAUGACUGGUGUGAUGGGUCAUUGAGUAUGUGUCACUGUAAUUGCACAGAUCAACACUUGCUUAUCCAGCAGUGCACACAGUCCGAAGACAUUAUUGGCUGGAUAUGCAGUGUUUCUGGGUCAGGAGACAUUGAAUUGUUGACCUCCACUGAUUAAGGAAACAAACUAAAGGGGACUUCUUCACACAGGGCUUAUGUGAGGUUCUCAGUCACCGUUUUCUGCACUAAAAACAAAAGAAGGCAGAUAAUUUCCCUGAUGCCUGAAACCGUCUCCUACGCAGAGCUGCUCCCACUGUACUGCUGUUUACCUUUAUUAGUGACUCAUUAAAAAGAUGUUGCAUUUUA